This is a messenger RNA of Sphenostylis stenocarpa, 2718 nucleotides long. The record is from the annotation of a GenBank genome assembly. NCBI's taxonomy places the organism in Eukaryota, Viridiplantae, Streptophyta, Magnoliopsida, Fabales, Fabaceae.
AUGCCUGCUGUCACAUCAAUACGAAGGAACGGAUCAGAUUUUAAGGUUGUUGUGUUUUGUGUUUGUGAGCUAUGGAGUGAGUGCAUUGGCUUCAUGGUGGAGGAGGAGGGUGUUGUUGGGGAAUGCUUGCAUAUGCAUGGCUUGAAGCAAAUUGAGGAAAAACAAAAGAAGGUAAAGCUUGAUGAUAUGAAGCUUUCAACAUCAGGUUUGGGGCAGCAGGGACUUGAAGGAGGGGAGAAGAAGUGUCUGAAUUCUGAGCUAUGGCAUGCCUGCGCGGGGCCCCUGGUGUCCCUACCAACUGCAGGGACUCGUGUGGUUUACUUCCCUCAGGGUCAUAGUGAGCAGGUUGCUGCCACAACUAACAGAGAAAUUGAUGGGCACAUUCCCAAUUACCCUAGCUUGCCACCCCAGUUAAUAUGUCAACUUCACAAUGUCACAAUGCAUGCAGAUGUUGAGACAGAUGAAGUGUAUGCUCAAAUGACAUUGCAGCCAUUGACUCCGCAAGAGCAGAAAGAUACAUUUCUUCCUAUGGAAUUGGGCAUUCCAAGUAAGCAGCCAUCAAAUUAUUUUUGCAAGACAUUAACGGCCAGCGACACCAGUACACAUGGAGGAUUCUCUGUUCCUCGACGUGCUGCUGAGAAAGUUUUCCCUCCACUGGAUUUCUCCCAGCAGCCACCAGCACAGGAACUAAUUGCCAGGGAUCUCCAUGAUGUUGAAUGGAAAUUUCGACAUAUUUUUCGGGGACAGCCAAAACGACACCUUCUUACUACAGGCUGGAGUAUAUUUGUUAGUGCCAAGAGACUUGUGGCUGGAGAUUCUGUGCUUUUCAUAUGGAAUGAGAAGAAUCAACUUCUUUUGGGAAUACGUCGUGCCAAUAGACCACAAACUGUAAUGCCGUCAUCAGUUUUAUCCAGUGAUAGCAUGCACAUUGGACUUCUUGCAGCUGCUGCCCAUGCUGCAGCGACCAAUAGCUGUUUUACUGUGUUUUAUAAUCCAAGGGCUAGUCCAUCUGAGUUUGUGAUACCGCUUUCAAAAUAUAUCAAAGCUGUGUACCAUACACGCAUUUCUGUUGGUAUGCGUUUCAGGAUGCUUUUUGAGACGGAAGAGUCAAGUGUCCGCAGGUAUAUGGGUACAAUAACUGGCAUAAGUGAUUUGGACUUGGUUCGGUGGCCGAAUUCUCAUUGGCGCUCUGUCAAGGUUGGUUGGGAUGAAUCAACAGCUGGGGAGAGACAACCGCGAGUAUCUCUCUGGGAAAUUGAGCCAUUAACAACAUUCCCCAUGUAUCCGUCACUAUUUCCCCUUAGACUGAAACGUCCAUGGCAUCCUGGCUCAUCGUCUCUGCAUGAUGGUAGAGAUGAAGCAAGUAAUGGGCUGAUGUGGCUGAGGGGUGGACCUGUAGACCAAGGUCUCAAUUCCCUAAAUUUUCAGGGAGCUGGUAUGUUGCCCUGGAUGCAGCAGAGAUUAGAUCCCACUUUACUAGGAAGUGAUCAGAAUCAACAGUACCAAGCCAUGUUGGCAACUGGCUUGCAGAAUCUAGGUAGUGGAUAUCUUAUGAAGCAACAAAUGAUGAAUUUUCAACAGCCUUUUCACUAUCUUCAGCAAUCAGGAAACAGCAGUUCUCCUUUGCAACUUCAGCAGCAGCAAUCAAUUCAACAAUCGGUGUCUUCUAACAUGCUGCAGCCACAGGCCCAUGUAUUGACAGAGAACCUCUCUCAGCAUCUGCUUCAGAAACCACAUAACAAUCAAGAAGUCCAAGCACAACAGCAGCAACAUACUUAUCAAGACUCGCCCUUAAUUCCAAGUGGCCAGCUCCACCCGAGACAGCACUCUAGCGUUCCUUCACCAUCAUAUUCAAAACCAGAUUUCUUGGAUUCAAGCGUGAAGUUCCUUGCUUCAGUUUCCCCCGGACAAAACAUGCUUAGUUCUCUUUGUCCUGAAGGAAGUGGAAGUCUCGCGAAUUUAUCAAGAAGCGGUCCAUCCUUGCUGACUGAACAGUUACCUCAACAGCAAUGGACUCAAAAGUAUGCACCUGUGCAGGUCAAUGCUUAUGGAGGCACUGUGUCACAGACACAAUAUUCUGGAAAAGAUUCUACAAUGGUGCUACAACAGUGUAACUCAGAUGCCCAGAAUUCAACACUCUUUGGUGUCAAUAUUGAUUCAUCUGGCCUUCUCCUUCCCACCACAGUCCCUGGUUACAGCACCCCAUCUGCGGAUACUAAUUCUUCUACAAUGCCAUUAGGGGAGUCUGGUUUCCAGGGUUCACUAUUUGGUUGCAUGCAAGAUUCGUCAGAGUUAUUGCAAAGUGCAGGGCAUAUUGACCCACAAAACCAGACUCAAACCUUUGUCAAGGUAUACAAAUCAGGGUCAGUUGGGCGCUCACUUGACAUAUCCCGGUUCAGCAGCUAUCAUGAACUGCGGGAGGAAUUGGCUCAGAUGUUUGGAAUUGAGGGAAAGUUGGAAGACCCUCUUAGAUCAGGCUGGCAGCUUGUGUUCGUUGACAGGGAGAAUGAUGUUCUUCUCCUUGGGGACGAUCCGUGGGAAUCAUUCGUCAAUAAUGUUUGGUAUAUCAAGAUACUCUCACCUGAAGACAUUCAGAAAAUGGGGGAACAAGCAGUGGAAUCCCUUGCUCUAGGUUCAGGACAAAGGCUGAAUGGGGCUGGUGCUGAGUCUCAGGACAUUGUUUCUGGUCCACCAUCAAUUGGAUCACUUGAGUACUGA